CCUUGCAUGUUAAUUUGUCAAAUACGCCGCGGAGUACUGAAUGGUUUGACAAGGUUUCAUAUUCCUCUGAUUAACGUUAAAAUAUUUGUUGUUAACUGCGGCGAUGAAUAUAGAUAUAAACAAAUUCAGAGCGAAACAUGCUGCAGAAUCAAAGGAAGCAGCCCCGCUACUAGCAGCUGAGAAGGAUGAAAAAAUGAUGCAAACCUUAUGUAGGAACUCUCAAAUAGGAUUCAAGGAACUACCAAUAUUUAUUGUUGUUGAGACUCGUUGUAUAACUAUGGAACAAGCAGUUCAAGCAGGCAUUAUAGUAACGUCCACACAGAUACUCGGUGUAGAACAAACUAAUGAAGACAGUAAUGUGCCUAUGGAUGCAAGUGUCGUUAAUGUGCCCUUAGUAGUGGCAGUACGUUCUGAUACUGUCGAUGCAGGGGUAAAUGCAAUUCCUCUAAUGAAUGACGCUGCAGUUCUAACUGAUGGUCCCAAUCCCACGCGGAAUCGUAACAUACAAGUUUGUCUUGAUAAUAAAUCAUUUAAAACAGUUGCAAUACAAUGCGACAUUGAUUUCGAAGAAGAAUUUGAUGCAAUGAAUAGCGCUCCGUCAGAAACAGAAAAUGCGCAAUCAAAAGAGUUGGAAUUUGUCACAUUUGCCAAAGAGAAAACAAUAUGUCAUAAAAAUGGUAAACAUGAGUGCUUAGUUUGUGGUGAAGUAAAAAUUAAUUUCAAUCUAAUGUGCAAACAUAUGAGUUUGCAUUAUGGACCAAAGAUGCUGUGUGCUACUUGUGGCCAUCAAUUUGAACAUGUUUAUUUAUACGAUAAGCAUCCAUGUCUCAACGAAAACGCAGAGAAGAAAUCUGUUGCUAAAAAACUUAAACACAGAUUUAAAUGCCCACACUUUCGUUGCGGCGUCACAACAAUAUCGCUAUUGGAACUUUAUGAUCAUAUCAAUGAACAUACAGGAAAACGUUCUUACAUUUGUGACGGCUGCAACCGUCGUUAUCACACAAUGGGUGAAUUGCGACGACAUUUAUCAAUGCGUUUGAAAUGUUUAGAGAACGGUAAAGUUCGUGACGUACAUGGUAUAUCGAAUUUGGUGCGUGAGAAAAAUUAUCGCAUACGUGUGUUUCCAGUCUACUCUGCCAGAAAUAAACGUGUACUCAUCAAAGUCUUUCUUUCCCGACUACCGCAAUCAAACUUUUGCCAACUCUGUUUGAAGCAUUGCACCAACUCCUAUAUGUAUUCGAAACAUUUACAAAGAUGCAAAAAAGCUUAUAAGUAUCGCUUACAGAGAAAACUCAAUGCAACGUCCGCAGGCACAAAUAAAAGGACAACGAAGUCAAAGUAAUUAUACCGAAAUGUCUAGAACAUUAGUGAUUUAUCCUUAUAAUUUUAAGAACAAUAAAAAACGAAAUUUAAUAACAUUAA
Messenger RNA from Teleopsis dalmanni, 1422 nucleotides. RefSeq names its product zinc finger protein 729-like. The transcript has 3 exons. NCBI's taxonomy places the organism in Eukaryota, Metazoa, Arthropoda, Insecta, Diptera, Diopsidae. Bases 104 to 1342 code for a protein of 412 amino acids. The record is from RefSeq and is a predicted model, not a curated record.